This is a messenger RNA of Myxocyprinus asiaticus (Chinese sucker), 3919 nucleotides long. Its product is annotated as probable G-protein coupled receptor. Gene Ontology annotation, cellular component: plasma membrane; endosome; signaling receptor complex. The transcript is spliced from 2 exons. Bases 504 to 1790 code for a protein of 428 amino acids. The record is from RefSeq and is a predicted model, not a curated record. NCBI's taxonomy places the organism in Eukaryota, Metazoa, Chordata, Actinopteri, Cypriniformes, Catostomidae. Gene Ontology annotation, molecular function: G protein-coupled receptor activity. Gene Ontology annotation, biological process: G protein-coupled receptor signaling pathway.
UUGAGUGGUGUGAAUACUGAUCAACACUGCUGACAACUGGAAGAGCAGGUGGACCAUAACCCUUUCACUUCACCUGGAUUUUUUUCGGAUGGAAAAGGAACACCUGCAUGAACUUUGCUCCUUGGAGCCAGCAAUAAUGCAUUCUGUAUGAUAACACUUUUGAGGCACCAUGAUCUCCUUUGGUUGUUCUCCAUUCAAGUCACCUGAUAUGCUGAGUGUUGAACAUUUUCUUCCUAUGGCAUUUCGCUUCACUUUCUGAUGUGUAAAUACCAGGAUGCUGUGCUUGUUUGUAGGUGAAUAAAAAGCCUUAAAGGGGAAAGUUAAUAUGUUUGUAAAAACAUGUCCAGAGGUUCUCAUCCUAAAUCUGAUUGGAGAAUCAUCAAAAAAAGCAAAGAAGGUCCAGUAGUUGACAGACUGGAUUUCAUAACAAACCAGCUGAAAACCCGAAAAGAGAACAACAUUUAAACAUGGAGAAGCCUAGUUCCAUCUCUAAACUGUGAAGUAUGGAGAAAGCCAUACCAGGUCUGAUGCUCGGUCUCCUGACAAAUCACACGACUCCACAUGACACGUCUGACCAGUGGAGUACAACCAAGCCUACCCCUCCCAGCUUGAAGGAGGUCAUCCACUCGGAAUCCCAGAUAAAGGAUCUUGUUGGGCUAUUUUGCAUGGUAACCCUUAACCUUGCAGCCUUAUUGGGCAACAGUGGAGUUAUGGUGGCCAUUGCCCGAGCCCCUCAUAUGAAGAAAUAUGUUUUUGUGUGUCAUCUUUGUGCAGUUGACUUGCUUUGUGCUAUAUUGUUGAUGCCUCUUGGGAUAGUGUCAAGUUCCCCAUUCUUCAGCACUGUGGCAUUUACAGUUCUGGAGUGCCAGGUCUACAUCUUUCUAAAUGUGUUCCUCAUAUGUGCCUCUAUUCUUACUGUGACUGCAAUUAGUAUAGAGCGCUACUACUACAUUGUUCACCCUAUGCGCUAUGAAGUAAAGAUGACUCUAAACCUUGCACUUGCUGUUAUGGUCUUCAUUUGGGUGAAAUCAGUUCUGAUGGCUUUGGUUACACUUCUUGGUUGGCCAGCAUAUGGGAACCAGAGCUCCAUUGCUGCAGCCCAUUGCUCUUUACACUGGAGCCACAGUCGCCUCAGGAAAGUUUUUGCUAUUCUCUUUAGUGUGUUUUUUUUCUUGGUCCCUGCCGUUGUGAUCUUCGCUGUAUAUUGCAAUGUGUACAAAGUUGCACGAACGGCUGCCCGUCAGCACGUUCAAAUGCCGACCUGGACAGACAACCAAGCCAAGAGUCGCUCAGAUUCUAUCAACAGUCAGACCACUAUGAUAACCACCACCCGAAGCCUUCCCCAGAGAUUGUCUCCAGAGAGGGUCUUUGGGGGUGGAAAGGCGGCUAUCACCCUGGUUGUCAUUGUGGGCCAGUUUCUCAUAUGCUGGCUUCCAUAUUUCAGUUUCCACCUUCACAUGUCCAUCACUACACCACUUCAGAGCCCAGGAGACAUUGAAGAGGCUGUCACUUGGCUAGCAUACUCCUCGUUUGCAGUGAAUCCAUUUUUCUAUGGUCUUCUGAACAGACAGAUCCGAGAGGAACUCAUAAAACUAAGAAAAUGUUGCGCCAGUAGACCUGUAGAACUUCGUGCCUCCAGUCAUGAAGGUUCCAUCCAGGAGAACUUCCUGCAGUUCCUGCAGAGGACCAGCAGCACAGCUGAGACCACAAGACCUAGUUGUGGCAAUUCCAGCCCGAGGAACACUGUGGACCAGGGUGCCAGGUUACCUGGCCAGAUCCCUGAAGAAUAAACAUAAGCAAACAUGUCACUACUGUGUGAAAAAUGUUUUGUGGUUUUAAUUAGAAGACUAUUAUGUGCAUGAAUCUAAUCCCAACCCUUACAAAAAAUUCUAGUGUUUUGGCAAACUAGCCGCAAACUUUGCCACUCAUUAUUUUCACAUGCAAAUGAGUUUGUGAUUCGCCGCAAAUGUUUGUCUGAAAUUUGCAGCUCUUAACUGGUAGUGGUGAACCUGCAGCAAACCUUUGGCAACAAUGGGCAAUUUGUUGUAAGUUUGCCACAAAGCUCAUUUGCAUGUGAAAAUGAUCAGUGGUGAAUUUGCGUCAAAUUUGCCAUGAACUCUCAAUUUUUGGAAGGGAAAUUGAAACAUCAAAUUCAUGCAAUGUUAAAACUUAUAACUUCCCAUACAAAGCCAGUAGAAUGUAUCAUGCAAUAGAGCACAACAGUGCCCGCCUACUUUUUCAGCCGUCUUGGUUCUGGAAGUAUUUUUCCCAUGUAUUUCUUCCAUAGGUGUUCUUAAAAUCCUUCAUAAAAGAGUUCUAAGCCAAGUAACAAACCAGCCAGCUCCGAAGUGAAUCACACCAUUAUAAACUUUGAUUGGAAGCAAAUUGAGAAUUUGAAAGUAUUUGAAAAUCGGACAUAAAGAAAAAUGUACAAAACUGUGUACUUAAUGUCUUUCAUGAGGGCAUGAACUACAAUCCCACUAUAUUCGAUUAAGUGCAAAUGGAGUAAUUACGAAUAGGCCGUCACUGCAGAGCUUGUUUGCCGUACUUUUUGGCCAUGAUUCUCUGAUUGGUGGAGCAUUUCUCUUUAGCAUCAUGGGUAGUGUAGUUCUUCACCAGGAAUUCUGGUAUUACAUUUUUUUUCUGAAGUUGAAAUAGCUUGGACUGAUGGCUUCAACGGAAGCAUAUACCAUUGAUUUACAACCUCAAAGCUCAUGAUAGGGCUGUCUUUAAAGGUUUAUAUUUUAUCGUAAAAAAAAAUUUGCCUUUAGAAAAAAAUGGAUGGGAUUUUUACUUCCGGAACCCGACUGUUGCACUCUAUUACAAAACUAAAAAUCAGAUCUAACUGCUCUUUGGACUAUGCAGUGUCUGCUUUUGUAAUCUAUGUACCCAUAAUUUGUUGUUAUAGUUCCCAAUGCAUCAGUGACAACAGCAAUUACUCAAGAUAAGGUUAAAUAUCUUAUCAAUAUUUUUACCUUUCAUUAUAUAUUCAUUUAUUGCCACUUGAUAAAACAUUGAUCAUAAUUAAUAUUUACUCUCAGUGAUCUCAGUGAUUACUCAUUUCAUAAUCAUCACCACUCAUGCAUAUUCAGUAAUUACUAUUAUUGAAGUCUUAACAUUUGAAAAUGUGGUUUAAUGAUAACUUAAAGAUUGUUUUAUUGUAGAUUAAGAAGUUAAUGUUUCUCAUCAGGAUCUCACACCAUUCCAUGAGUUACAUCAUCGGGCCUGAUUCAGUAUGCUGACAGCAAAAAUCUUCUCCAUGUAACUAAGGGGGCUCUGAUGUUCGUUGCUAAUUCCAUGUUUCCUUGUAACCAUGGAAAUGUGAUGAAACAGGGACUUGCAUAGCAACAAGGUGCCUUUGAGCAUUGUCCUAGCAGAUUGCCAUUUCUUCCUGUAAGUAAAACUACGAUAUAUUCCAAUUCCUAAACUCAUUUCUAUGACAAUCGUAAGAAGAAAUUACUUACAGUUUGAGGUGUUCUGUAAGUUUUCAACAAAUUAAAAAAAAAAAAAAAAAUUCUCCUAGGCUUUGGCAGCAGUACUCUACAUAUCAUUAUCAUGCAAUGCAAGUAUUCACAUUGAGAUAACAUGGUGUGGUUUUAUGGUCUUUUCCCUUUUUGUGUACAGUUUUAACAAACAGAGGGAAAAAUUCCUUGGCUUUUUUGAUCUUAGCGAAUAGCAACAAUGACCUUUUUACCAGUCUAUAAUGAAGACUAGCUUUUUUUGUAUUAAUUAUGUAACAUGGGUAGAAUAUUUCAUGCAUUAGUUAGUACACAUUAUCGGGUCCUUUUCUGGAGCGUGUAAAUGACUGUGGUGCUGUGGUGGAACUGGGUGUACAAAUAUAGCACACCAACAAAUGUAUUGGGUGAAUCUUUUUAUAACAUGUCCAGGUCACAUUUCACCACAAAAUAAAAAUAAUUAA